Molecule: messenger RNA, 1776 nt
Organism: Mycotypha africana
Lineage: Eukaryota; Fungi; Mucoromycota; Mucoromycetes; Mucorales; Mycotyphaceae
Product: major facilitator superfamily domain-containing protein
Exons: 6
Coding region: 263-1375 (370 amino acids)
Biological process (GO): heme export; transmembrane transport
Cellular component (GO): membrane
Molecular function (GO): heme transmembrane transporter activity; heme binding
Source: RefSeq, a predicted model, not a curated record
CCUACUGUUGAACUAAAAAAGGCCAAAAAUAUGUCUUUGAAAAAUGGAUUAUGCACGGAAGAACAUGAACCACUCAUUGUUUCUAAGCAGAUAAAGACCCGUUCAUUUCUCCGCUUCCAGGCAAUCUGAAUAAACUCUUUCUUUUAACCAUGUUUAUAGGUGGAUCACUUUUGCACCAUGCAUUUACAUCUUUGUCGAGUAUUUUUUUGGAAAGCCUGACUCAGUUACCAUCAAUGCUAUCAAUUGCUUGUCAUCGGUCUAUAUGCUUCUUUACCCUCUUCUCAUUCAGUUCACUUUCAAACAUUUCGAAGAUCGGUUAAAUGAUCGGCCUGGUGCUGGGCUGCAACGAGGUAUCACUAUUGGAGCUAUAUUAAACGCUAUUGCCGGCAUUGUGCGAUGGCUAGGUGCUUUACCAUCCAUCAAUGGCUUUUGUAUAUUAUUCACUGGGCAAACUAUUGCCGCAAUAGCACAAGCAUUUAUGCUGGCUAUACCUCCGCGGCUAGCUGUUACAUGGUUUCCAGAGAAUGAAAUCAAUAUGGCCACGUCCAUAGCUGCAUCAGCUAAUAAUUUAGGGAUUGCAUUCGGAUGCGCUUUGACGCCUUUGUUGGUUAAAGAAGCCUCCUCCGAAACAGACAUACCGUUUCUAUUGCUCCUGCAGGCAGUCUUGUGCGGAAGCGUGCUUAUUUUGAUAUGGAUUGCUUUCCAAAAGCCAGCACCUUAUUAUAGAUGUACUUUAGUCGAUAUUGAUUCUCCCGUGAAAUCGUCCAAAUUGUGGAAACAGGGCUCCUUUAUUCAUAUGAUUUUAUCUUAUAGCAUCAUCAUGGCUGCUCAAUGUGCUAUUAUCACUCUGCUUGCUCAAAUUCUAAUUCCGCCUCUGGGUGCCAUGAUCGAUGAGAAACAUGUCGGGAUGUUGGGCACGCUAAUGCUGUUUGUGGGGUUUCCUGCAAGUAUAUGUGUUGGUAUAUACUUGGACCGGACAUUAGAAUACAGGAAAACAUGUAAUAUUCUCUCAAUGAUGGCCGCCCUCAGCACAUUAGGCUUAUCUUUGUCAAUUGAGUUCGAUUCGCUGAUAGGAAUUGUUCUGUCAUGUGUCUGCUUUGGACUGUCAUCUUACGCCAUCGCACCAGCUCUUUUCCAAUACGCAGGCGAGCUAUUUUAUCCUAUCAGUGAGAUUAUACCUUCCAGCUACAUGUUCACCAUUGGGAAUACAGGAGGUGUUGUAUUUGUCGCUGUUAUGGGAUGGAGUGAAAACAUGGCAGUAAAGUUUUCCAUGCGAAAACCAAUGAUAUGCCUUACUGUUGCACUAUUUAUUAGUGUGCAUUUUAUGUAUCGUGUUCAUGGUUCCUUGAAAAGAAGCAUGCGUUAUCAAUCUUAGUGCACAAUAUCAUUCCCUAAUUCAUACCUUACUAAUCAACUACUAUUUGCCAAAUAAACUAUAAGAGUGAUAUCAUAUCGCUCGGAAAUACGGAUGGGAUCUUCCUUCUUCCGUCUUUCAACAGGCAAAAAACGCCACAUGUCUUUAUAAUUGAAGCAAAUUCCUACUCAUAAUACGAGUUCUUGUUUGUGUUCAAACCGUAACAUUUAUGCGAUAAAUAAGAGAGUAAUCGACGCUCAAAGGUUGAUUUGCAGUCCGACAUUACUCAUCUGGAGUGGAAAUCAUAUACGGGAAAAGGCAUCCAGGAAGUGCGGGAGUUGUGCCCGAGCUAUCAAUGAUCAUCGUUUUAAAUGCAUUUCAGGCGCGAUUCGCGACACAAAUUGAUGCCCUCAAAAUUCAAG